Messenger RNA from Tribolium madens (black flour beetle), 676 nucleotides. RefSeq lists its product as uncharacterized. The transcript is spliced from 3 exons. The record is from RefSeq and is a predicted model, not a curated record. Lineage: Eukaryota; Metazoa; Arthropoda; Insecta; Coleoptera; Tenebrionidae. The coding region runs from base 1 to 441 and encodes 146 amino acids.
AUGGCCGAAGGCACCUACGAAUACGAAUGCAUGAGAGCCGAAUUGCUCGGCCUCGAGAAGCCCGAUUUCGACGAAUUCCUCAAGAGGAAGCAAGCCGAAGUCCAAUCCGAAGAACAAGAAAUCGAAGACUUGAAGAGCGCCGAAAGCGAAGCAGAACAAGUGACACACAUCGCAGGCGGCUUGGAGGAUCUCUCCAGUAUCCUCCAAGUGACCCAACGCAAACUCAACCGAUUCAAAGCAUCUUGCGGUUCGCUGACGAAUCUCCUCAAAAUCAAAAUUGGCGCUUCAACAGAAACAAAUGACGCUCCACAGGUCGUGGCCCACUCUGAAACUGGCGAAAAGAGCGAUUUAGACAAGAUUGAUUCGUUGAUCGCGAAGGCUGAGAACGCACAAUACAGUAUGGCUCAACAAAAUAAAGACAUGAAACGGUUUUUGAAUUAAAUGGACGAUUUUUUCUUGUUGUAGUGCUUCCAGCUUUUUUCAAAUGUCGCGAAAAAAGGCUCAACGUGAAUGUGAUUGUGCACAAAUCGAUUUUUUGCCUUUCAUUAAUUAUUAUAUCAUGUUUAAAUGUUUAUUAAUGUAGAUAAUGUGUGUUUCGAAUUGCGGAGGAGUCUGACAGCGGAAUUCUCUGCAAUUGAAAAACGAAAAAAAUAAAUGCAAAAUUUGAUUUACUUUA